CCCGCAUCACGCCCGGCAAGCUACAAAUGCAAACGUCUCCCCCCCAAGGUCAACUCUCUCCUCCAUCCAACUUUUCAUCGCCAACUCAACAUACACGUCCAGCAUCCAUCAUUCCCAGCAUCUACUUCCACUCCCUCCACCACUUCCCAACCUUUUUAAAUCAACCCAACUUUCAAAAUGACUGGAGGCAAAUCCGGAGGAAAGGCCAGCGGCUCCAAGAACGCGCAAUCGUAAGUUCCUUCUCCAUCGCGAUCCAUUGAUCGAGUUGUUUGGAUCGAGUUGUUUGGAUCGAGUUGUUUGGACGCGCCUGCUUCCAGAAUCUGCACCACAUCUCGACCUCCAACUUCGAUUUCUGCAUCUCAAGUCACUUUCAAGCAUGGCCGCAUUUACUAACCCAUCUGCGCAGCCGAUCAUCCAAGGCCGGUCUCGCAUUCCCAGUUGGUCGUGUCCACCGUCUUCUCCGAAAGGGUAACUACGCUCAACGUGUUGGUGCUGGUAAGUCCAUCUCUGUCUGCCACCCAAUUCGCACAUACUAAUACGGUUUCCAGGUGCCCCUGUCUACCUCGCUGCCGUUCUUGAGUACCUAGCAGCUGAAAUCCUCGAGUUGGCUGGUAACGCCGCCCGUGACAACAAGAAGACCCGUAUCAUCCCACGUCAUCUUCAACUCGCCAUCAGAAACGAUGAGGAGUUGAACAAGCUCCUUGGACACGUCACAAUUGCCCAGGGUGGUGUCUUGCCAAACAUUCACCAGAGUACGUUUUCCAUCCUCGGCGGUUCAUCUCAAAAUACUAACAUUUUCUCCAGACUUGUUGCCAAAGAAGACUACGAAGGGUGGAAAGGCAGCUGGCAGCCAAGAGCUAUAGAUUAUUUGUUCUGUGCGCUGGAGGGUUUUCUGAGGGUCUGCUUUUCAUCAUGAUAAUGGGGUGUCGUAUGGGUUUGGGUUUACGGCUGCUUUUUCUGCGUUCUGGUUGUACAUUAAAAUCCAUGGCAAUGGAUUGGGAUUGCUAUUGAGAGACAAUCUUAUGAGAAACCGAUCAACAACUA
Molecule: messenger RNA, 1044 nt
Organism: Hymenoscyphus albidus
Lineage: Eukaryota; Fungi; Ascomycota; Leotiomycetes; Helotiales; Helotiaceae
Source: the annotation of a GenBank genome assembly